This is a messenger RNA of Oryza brachyantha (malo sina), 1207 nucleotides long. Its product is annotated as protein ARV 2-like. The record is from RefSeq and is a predicted model, not a curated record. Gene Ontology annotation, biological process: regulation of plasma membrane sterol distribution; sphingolipid metabolic process; sterol metabolic process. Gene Ontology annotation, cellular component: Golgi apparatus; cortical endoplasmic reticulum. The coding region runs from base 194 to 907 and encodes 237 amino acids. NCBI's taxonomy places the organism in Eukaryota, Viridiplantae, Streptophyta, Magnoliopsida, Poales, Poaceae. The transcript has 10 exons.
UCGCUCACCGACGACGCGGCGGCGCGACGCCCGACCGGCGGCGGCGUCCGUCUCCCUGGCCCUUUUCGAGCGCCUCUCGCCGCGGCUGUUCGGUGGCCUACUGACGCUGCCCCGUUGGGCGCCGCAGGAGGGAUCAAUUGCUUGGUGUUGGGGAUUGGGCUUUUGCCAAGCUUGCACGAACGGAUUCAGCUUGAUGGGUGACGCCAAGGAAGAAGAGGAGUGGCCGCGCUGCGUCGGCUGUGGCCGGCGUGUGAAGACGCUGUACGUGCAGUACUCGCCGGGCAACAUCCGUUUGAUGAAAUGCGAUACCUGCAAGGCUGUUGCUGAUCCCUACAUCGAGUGUGAGUUCAUGAUAAUCUUGAUUGAUCUGAUUCUACACAAGACAAGAGCAUACCGUCAUCUUCUCUUUAAUAAGUUGAGGAUUUAUUCAUCACUUGACAAGGGAGUACUGGUGUUGUCCAUUCUGAUGCAUAUUGUUCUUGAUGCAUUCAGAAUAUCUUUCUCGAGAGGCAACAAAGCUGAUGGGGAUUCUUCCAUAAGCACGUUCUCCGCGAUUCUCAAGUGCGGAAAGGUUCUGAGCGAUGCAUUACUAGGGAACAUCGUGUUUAUGACCAUGUUACUUUUGGAAGUGCAAUUUAUCCUAAAACUGUCUUUUGAUAUUAGAAGGUGUAGGGAGGUUCUGUUAGCCGUCAUCAUUUCAAGCUACUUCAAGCUAUUUCUCAUAGCAAUGAUGGUUUGGGAGUUUCCAUCAUUUGUUAUAUUCUUUGUUGAAAUUUCCGUUCUCUCUUCAAAUACUGUAGCACUUAGAGUUGUAACAGAGUUUUCGAAGGUCCAUUGUUUCGGAGUCUGUUUUGGAGCGCACGCAGCAAGAUACUUGACUGAGCGAUGGCUCCUCGGGGCUCCAUGAACCCACCGUCAUGCUUCCUCCUUCCUGAGUCCAUCAAGCUCCCUGUAGCUUGUGGUGUCUCCCAAAUUCAUGAGGAUUCAGGACCACCCGCCAUGCUUCUUGCGACCAUCAAUCCCCAUAUAGGUCGCCGUACUCCCCAGUUUAUGCAGCAUCUAGGCAUACUGUACCACUUUGAUGAGCUUGCUCUGAUAAAAUCAAAUCUAAUCAUUUGAGAUGCACCCACUGACUAUGAUACACACUGUUCCUGUGAGUUGCUUUGGGCCAUGUUGGAACUGGAGGUCCUCAUUGCUUUUCGUACGA